Lodderomyces beijingensis is the source of this 849-nucleotide messenger RNA. Lineage: Eukaryota; Fungi; Ascomycota; Pichiomycetes; Serinales; Debaryomycetaceae. The record is from the annotation of a GenBank genome assembly.
AUGUCAGAUUUAUGGUAUGUUGUUUACAAGACUCCGUCGUUUUGAUUUCUUCAGAUGUCCAUGUAUUUUUUGGAAAGAGGGUGGCAUAGUUCAAGGCCGCCAACGAAGCGGCGAUCUUAAAAUUGCUAUCUAUGUGACAGCCGUUUGGCAGCACAAAUUUUUUCAACACCGCGCCAAGUGCCAUCCUUUGGGAUUGACUGGGCGUCAUCGCCAUCGCCAUCGCCAUCGCCAUUGUGCUCGAACUAUGCAGAUAUAAACGAUGUGACCAAUCGGUCUCGGCAAUUGCAUCCAUUUCUUCCAGAAAAUUUCAAUAUAAAGUACCCACAGCAAUAAAAACCGCAAGAGCCUAUGCUAACGUAUUUCCUUUUCCCACUUUCUAGUCCUGUUUACGCUCCAUUCUUUGGAUCAAUCGGCUGUGCCGCAGCAAUCGUCUUUACGUGCUUUGGAGCAUCGUACGGUACUGCUAAGUCCGGUGUUGGUAUCUGUGCCACUUCCGUUACCAGACCAGACUUGUUGGUGAAAAACGUUGUCCCCGUGGUUAUGGCUGGUAUUAUUGCCAUUUACGGGUUGGUGGUCUCGGUGUUGGUGAGUGAUUCUCUUGCUCAAAAGCAAGCAUUGUACACUGGAUUCAUCCAAUUGGGUGCUGGUUUAUCUGUGGGAUUGUCCGGUUUGGCUGCCGGAUUUGCCAUUGGUAUCGUGGGUGAUGCCGGUGUGAGAGGUACUGCUCAACAACCAAGAUUGUUCGUUGGUAUGAUUUUGAUUUUGAUUUUCGCCGAAGUCUUGGGAUUGUACGGUUUGAUUGUUGCUUUAUUGUUGAACUCUAGAGCAUCUCAAGAUGUUACUUGUUAA